Molecule: messenger RNA, 864 nt
Organism: Trichoderma aggressivum f. europaeum
Lineage: Eukaryota; Fungi; Ascomycota; Sordariomycetes; Hypocreales; Hypocreaceae
Exons: 2
Coding region: 1-864 (287 amino acids)
Cellular component (GO): cytosol
Molecular function (GO): oxidoreductase activity
Source: RefSeq, a predicted model, not a curated record
AUGACCAGUUACGUGUCUUUCACCAAGACAUGGCACAACAAACCCUAUGCGGCCAUCGACCCAGCCCGCCCCGAACUCAGCGCCGCGGGUGCCUUUGUUGUAGUCACAGGCGGUGGCACAGGCAUUGGAAAAGCUAUUGCUGUAGCUUUUGCACAAGCUGGUGCCAAAACUAUUGCCAUCCUCGGCAGACGCCUUGAGAAACUGAAAGAAACGGCCACUGAGAUCACGAGCAAGGCCAAGAAUGCUGAUAUCCAGGUGUUGUUCGAAAGCGCCGACUUGAGCAAGCGUGCCGACGUUGACGCCGCCGCCGCAGCUUUGGUGAAAAAGGCCAACGGGGCCAAAAUCAACAUCUUCAUCAACUCUGCGGGGGUCAUGCCCGAAGUUGGGUCUGUAGAGGGAUAUGAUGAAGCGGCGCUGCGUCAAGGAUUUGAACUCGGCGUCAUCGCUCCGUUCAAUUCGAUCCAGUCUUUUGCACCCUUACUGGCAGCUGAUGCGCAUGUCUAUAACGUCUCUUCAGGGUUAGCCCACAUCAAGCCUGUGCCGGGUAUUUGGGUAUACUCUGCUCUGAAAGCUGCCACUACCAAGAUGUUUGAUUAUUUGCAGGAAGAGCACCCCGAGUGGCAUGUUGUUCAGAUUCAGCCUGGAGUCAUUUCUACGGGUUUCAACUCCCAUCUCGGCGUGGUCUCAGAGGAUGAGCCUGAGCUUGCUGGCCAAUUCACGGUAUGGCUUGCGUCGCCGGAGGCCAAGUUCCUCAAGAGCAAGUUUGUCUGGGUCAACUGGGAUGUCGAUGAACUGAAAGCCCAAGCCAAUGAAAUUAAAGACUCUUGGCUCUUCAGAAUUCUGCUCAAUGGGGUUGAGAUGUGA